Saccharomyces kudriavzevii IFO 1802 is the source of this 1536-nucleotide messenger RNA. RefSeq names its product double-strand break repair enhancer MSC1 (gene MSC1). The coding region runs from base 1 to 1536 and encodes 511 amino acids. The transcript has a single exon. The record is from RefSeq and is a predicted model, not a curated record. NCBI's taxonomy places the organism in Eukaryota, Fungi, Ascomycota, Saccharomycetes, Saccharomycetales, Saccharomycetaceae.
AUGAAGCAGUUCAGGUUGAUUAACGCGGUUUCCGCAUCGUUCGUGCUUAUUGGCUUAGUGAUGGCUAAUUCGGACUCAGUUUUUGACAAGUGGACUCAGAAGGACCUGGCCGAUUACUUACGCGACAAUAAGAAGAGCUUGGAGAAGUACGCGACGGACUCCAUUGAGGACUUGAAGAAGGAGGCGUCGCAGGUAUGGGACAAGCAUGCGCAGCCAAAGCCAUGGUGGCAGGUGUGGUCUAGCGACGGCGGUAGCAGCAGCAACUCUGGAUGGUUCGGCAAUUCUGCGUCUUCAGAUCACCCAGUGUCCGACUGGCUGUUUGACACCUGGUCCACGGACACUCUCCGUAACUUUCUAAAGAAGAACGGUGUAGACGUGGACGACCCUAAAGCGUCUAAGGACUCAUUGGUGAAGACAGCCAAGGAGAACUUCAACAAGAUCUCCAAGUCGUUGAAGUCGUCAGGUUACUAUCCUUCCAGUUCCUACUUUGACAGCUGGUCCACCCAAGACCUGCAGAACUGGCUGAACGACAAUGGUAUUGAUUACGACCAGGCUGUUCAGAACAAGAACGAACUGAUCAAGAAAGUCAAGGAAAACAUUUACCAAACCUCGGAAAAGGCGGAACAGCAGCGCCUAGGCUUGCUUGAAAGUCUGGACCUCGCUCACCAGCAAAUCUUGGACACCACGGGCCAAAUCAAGGACACCGUCUUUGAUAAAUGGUCCAGUGAUCAGUUGACCAAUUGGCUGGAGAGCCACAAGGUGAAAAUUGACAAGGACAUGGCCAAGAAGCAUGACUACUUGGUUAGAACCGCCAAAGACAACUGUGCGAACCUGAAGGAUGAUAUCUACUGGUACUUGGACUAUAUGAAGAGAGAAUCCUCUCCAUUCCUGACCAAAACUCCAGAAUAUGUCGGUUCCGUUUGGGACUCUUCCAAGAACAUGUUUACUAGUUUGUACUCCAAGUUCAGAGGCAAGACUGGCGAUGUGAUCAAUGACACCUUCCUGGUUGGCCUCGACUCGUGGCCAAAAGAUAAGUUAAAGAUGUUUUUGGAUGCUCGUGGUGUCAAGUACUCAAUGUUGUCCACUGAAAAUCAAUUGAAAGAGUUGGUCAAGAAGUCUAGAAAUGAAAAACUUCAGAUAUUACCAAAGGACUAUCAAAAGUACUUUGACAACAGCAACUGGUCUUUGAAAGAUAUAAAGAAUUGGUUUGCUGACAAGAAGGACGAUUUCCAGGAUUCUCAGGUCUACUCGACAAUCAUGCAAGACUUCGACAAGGUCUCCAAAAAUACGAAUGACGCAAAGGAUCAAAUCUCUAAAACCUGGUCAAACACUUUCCAGAGCUGGUCCCAAGAAGAUCUGUCACAGUACUUGAAAUCCUUUGGUGUUCCGGUAAAGCAAUCCUCCACAAAGGAUGACUUGAUUAACUUGGCCAAGCAAAACACCCAAUGGCUAUUUGGAACUGUUCAAGAACCAACCUACAAGAGAUAUCUGCACAAUAUCCAAAAUUGGUCAAAGAGUAUACUGGGGUUCCAUUAG